Molecule: messenger RNA, 9279 nt
Organism: Amyelois transitella
Lineage: Eukaryota; Metazoa; Arthropoda; Insecta; Lepidoptera; Pyralidae
Product: mucin-17
Exons: 19
Coding region: 206-8401 (2731 amino acids)
Molecular function (GO): calcium ion binding
Source: RefSeq, a predicted model, not a curated record
CCCGAUUCAGUCAAGAACCGCCAGCGCACUGCCGCGGACCCCGCCAACUUUCCAAUUUCAAAAUCCGAACACCGAACGCGAACGCGAUGACAGAAUAAAAAUUCAAAUUUGGAAUUUAUACUUUUUUGUGACUGUGUUGUGAGAAAAGGUUGAUAAACUCUUCAUUUUUCUUUCUAAAUGAUUUUUUGAUAGUGUUUGAGUGAAAAUGCUUCAACCCAGAUUAUCCGGAUGUGAAAUGGGGGGUAAAAGGAACUGUGUGAAGUUCGGAGUAAGCUUCGUGUUCUUCGCUCUAAUAUUCGCCUCUCUCGUGUCAUGUCAAGAAUUACUAGAUGACGAGUCAAUAGAAGCUACAAGAAUAAAAAGAGAGGGUGUUCCAGAAAACAGGGCGUUCAAUACCAAUGGAAUAGUUUUCGAUAAUUCACCGUGGCGACCAGGCAGAGAAAUGGAUUUAGUUGAUAAACCCAUCAAUGAAGAAGACGAUAGAAAACUGAAGAAUUUGGCCACGAGGAUAAUGUCAAAUGGGGUCGAGGUUCUGGUAAAAGACAAAAGUUCCGAUGGCAAGAAUGAUCAGACAAAAUAUAUGGAAGUGAAGACUAUUCAGCCAUCAACGCCGACGAAUAUGUAUGUAAGCAAUUUUCCAAAAAUCGACAAAAGAAUCGAUAGCCACGAAGAAGAUAAUUUUGAUAUGCUCCAACCAUCAGAAUUGGGAUAUGUUCCUUGUACAACUUCGUGUUCAUGCUCACAUGCAAAAACAGAAGGAUUGAAAACGAAAUAUACCCAAGUAGAUGCAUCUAUUUCGGCAGCCUCAAAAUAUGGCAUAAAAACCUCUAAGUAUGGAAAUAGUAAAAUAGAUCUGAGACCUACUAAUAAAGAGUCCCUUGAAAAGAAGACAAAAUAUGGUCCAUAUGAAUUUGAAACUUCUUCGCAUAUAGCACCAACUGAUCGUAUAGUUGAAAAAUAUACAGAAGUUAUUAAUGAUUACUCAGAUGAAAAAGACCCAAGCUCAGUAGAAGACAGUGAAUUAUUGACUAAUGAACAAGCACCGACUCCAACAAAGAUAAACAAAAUAUCAAAUAAGAACCCAGAGAAAAAUAAACCUGAAAAAAUAACAAAACCAAACAAAAAUAAAUUUGUUGUAGCAGAUUUAUUAAAAUUGGGAUCUUUAGGAAUCAAAGGUUUAUCGCAACUAGCGCCAGUUAUUGAAAAAAUGACUGGAGGUUUCAUAAAACGCCAGGAAAAUAAAACUCUGACAACAACUACAAUAAAACCUGUAGAAAAAUUAACUGCCUAUAAUGUUGAUAAAAGAGUGGAUGCUGAUAUAGAUUUCAAACAAAGUAGUUUUCCAAUUUAUAUACCAGUAGAUGAAAUGGAAACAUCGGAAUCACAGACAAUAUUUACUAACGCAACAUUACAUCAGAACUUAGCAUGGGCUGCUGAGCAUAAGCAGCCAAAAGCACACAUUGUUCGACCUAAGAUUGUCCACGAAAGCCCACUUGUCAAUGGCGGUAUACCUAUUAGUCCAGGAGAAAUAAUCACUGCCAAUUCAGAUGUAAUAGUUGGAAAACCGGCUGUGGGUGGGCCAUUGACAUUGGCUGCUAGUGGAAUAAAGUUACAUAAUCCCGUCAACCCACCUCCGAUUGAUAGCUUUAUAGCAGCUAAUGAAGAAUAUGUUGCUGAAGAAAAACCUCCGAAUGAUCAAUUUAUUUUAACUACAAAAGUAGAUGAUUCAUAUGAUUUAAGACCUCCAGAUUUACCUAAGCCAAAACCUAAACCCCUUUCAAGACCUCAUUCUCAUCAACAUAUUAACUCACCGAACAAUAUGCCAAAUCGGAUGCCUCCAUCGAUGUCACAUUCCACAGAUAAUAUUAUGAAAACUGAACAUAUCAAAACAGGCAAUGUUAUAUUAGGCAACCAUGGUAGACCAGUAUUUUUAGACUAUAUUCCUUCGCUUGCCAAACCUGGAAAUAAUUUGCCCCCAAAACAGCAUGUAGCAAGUUUACCGAUCAAAGAUGAAAACAACGACCAAGAAAUUGUAGAUAAUAGCCCUAGUUCAUCAGAAAUCGUUAAUACACAUGUAAGAACUAAUGGUGAAUAUGCAAUAACUGGUAAUAUAGACUCUGCGAAACCUUUUUUAGUGGAUAUUCAACCAUCAAGAGUUGCUAAUGUCUUGAUUCCACAUGGGAGCUCUACAGCCUUAGUUUUUGCUGGAUCUUCGGAACCUCAUAAAACUGGAGAUUAUGUUGAUGAUCCUUUGCCUUAUCCAGAACCAGGCUACUUUGGAAGUUUUAGUAUAGAUGCUCCUCAAAUGACAAAUGUUCACAAUGUCGCACCAACGAACAAUAAACAAUUUGCUGCGAACGCUCAUAUAUAUCCAUCUGCUGUCUUACAUACACCCACCAUCCCACUACCACAUAAAGAUCAACCAUUUAGAAACGAUUUAAAAUCAAAGUGGAAAGAUUUUAAGCGCCCCGUAGAUUUUAAUAAAAUACCUCCACCCACAAGCAAUCAAGAGACUCAUGUCCACUUUGGUUCUCAAAUUACAUCUUACGAUCCAGACAUUUACAAUCCUAACAAUGGAGACUUCGAGAAAUAUAAUAAACAACGAGGUAAUAAAGUAAAAGAUGGAAAAGAAGUCAUAGAUAAAGAUUAUGAGAAUUAUUUGGCUGUGCCACCCCCACCGCCUGGAAUUUUAUUAAAUCAAGAUAAAAUACAUUACGAUAAUAAUAAACCUUACAAUAAAAAACCAAUUGUCCAUACUAAACCAGUUCAAGAUAUGAAAGUAUUCUUAAAUAUUCAACAUCCGGUUCCUAAUUCAAAUCCACAACAACAGCUUCCAAAAGUAACAUCAGAAAUAUAUUUUGCAGCUCAAGCUCCUAAUAGUCAUCAUACUCCAACUUAUACUUUACACAUACCCCAUGCUCCACCGUCACGCGAUUCGUAUUUAAACAGACCAUUAACAACAACCAAUCAAUUAAUCAAAUCCCCAGAUGCAAAUGCAGGACAAACUCUCAAUACUUACUCUGUAGCAUCAGCGCCCACUACUUCGAAUAAAUCAAUUGCAACCAACAAUGUCAACAAUAAAGACAAUACAUAUACUGUGACUUUAAAUACUGCGACAAAUGUAGCAAGCAACGUCGGAGAAGGACAAGUGAUAGGAUCCAGCGUACCUGUUGAUGUUGUACCAUCAAAUAGUAAUGAAGCUUUAAAUACAAAUAUACCAAUAGGAACGAACUUCGCUAUUACUGUGGACGAUGGAUCAUCAUCUUUUGAAAAUUAUAAUAUGCAUGAGAAUCAAAAUCCUGCUCUUGUUUAUGAGGUCCAUUCACACAAACUUGUUGAAGAAACGGUGACUGGAGACAAUAGAUGGAAUAAGAGCUCGGCUGACCAACCUGCAACUAUAGAAUUUAACACUAAAGCAACGAAUGACCAGAAUAUAGAUUAUUAUAAAAGUAAUAAGUACAAAACAAAACCUGCUUACAAAGAAAUACGUCCUUCUAGUACUCCGUCAGUAAAUAGUCAUGCUAAUUUUCCAAUGAUGAAUGAACAUACUACUAUUGGUAAUGAAUACGAUAAUGUUAAACAGAUUAAAGAGUAUCAAGAAGAUAAUAAAACUGUAGAGCAGAAACGGCCAGCUAAAGUAAUACCAAAUAUUCCAACAAAUUCUCAUGGAUGGUAUUCUAGCGUUAUUAUGAAUGAAAACAAUAUAAAUAAUAUAAAGGUAGAUUCAACAACACGAAAAGUUAUUCCGCUGACAAAUGAUUAUAAUUCUGAUAGUCUUCCUGAUUUCGGACAAAAAAUUACUAGUGUGGGAAAACCACCAACAGAUUAUUGGACACAUAACAGACCUGUUUCAAACUCAAAUGUUGGUAAACCAUUCACAAGACCUAGUACUGAGUCAUCAGUAUUUAAAGUUACGCCUGAACCCACUACACUGUAUAGUAGCCCUAAUUAUUUACCACACAAUUUCGAUACAAUGAAACAACCAGCUUAUGAUAUCCCAAUAAGAGAUAAUAGUGAUGAAACAACAACAACAAAAGUGAAGCCUACCACUGAAAAGCUCAAACCAGUAUAUGAAACCUCUGAUGAAAUUUACGAUGGAGAAGAAGAAGAGGAAAAUUCUGGUGAAAUUGAUGGUGAAGUUAGCUCAGAAUCAAUGAAAGUACCUGUAGUAAGUUCGUCAAAUGAAAUAGAUGAUAACAAAAAAUCUUCUCCGAACACAUCACUUUUGCAAGAAGAAGUUUUUAAUUCACCUUCAUAUACUCAAAAACAAAAAGACGGAAUGUAUGAUUUUAAUCCAGGAACACAAACUGAAAAGCCUUUUAAUAAUAAAACGAAUACAAGCUUCCAAUCAAAUACAAUAAGACCGAUUUAUGAAAACGAUUCGCAUCUAAAGCCCAGGCCGUUUACAAUUAAUGCUAUGACGUCAUUAGAUCACCAACUACAGCAGCCACAUUGGCAAAUAAAUCAAUUAAUGGAAAAUGCAACCAAUAUAUCGUAUGAAGAUAAUAUUGACUUGAAUAUGGGAGAGGAAAUGAUAUCAACUAAAAAACCAUCAACGCAAGAAGUAUCAUAUCACCAAACACAGUCAGAAAUUAAAUACAAAAGACCACCAAGGCCCCAAUUUAUUCGACCCAUCAAUUCUCAUACCGUAAAUGAUACAAAUAUUAUUACAUCCACCGUUCAUAUUAAAGACAAAAAACCAUUGAUUGUUGAAAAACCAAAUGAUAAAUCUACUUUACCGACAUUUACAAUACCUGCCACUUUGGAAUUGAAUAGAACGUCAAGCGAAAUAAUCGAUCUUUCACCACCUCCACCUACAAUGGACUAUAGUUUUAGACCUUCCACUAAUGAUGAGAUGAUUAUGGGUAUGAGCCCACCACCUCCAAGGACACCACCUGCGAUAAGAGUACCAUCUAGAAUAUCAUCAACUCCUCGUCCUGUAUCACCCGUGAGAACUCCACCACCUUAUAUAAAUAAGCCUCGCAGGACCUUGCCCCCUAGAUUACCUACACAAAAACCACUCAGAAAACCAUCAAAUAGAGAUGAUGUUUCGACAUAUAGACCAGCAUUUGAUAUGAAUAACAUUCGUCGACCUGCAUACAAUGAUCAACCAUCUUCACAAUUGUUACCACCUCCGAGAAAUAUCCCAUCAAGAGUUGUUAACCCUAUAAAUGAGUUGCCUUCGCCAACUGUUUCUGCAUCAUCUGUACCCAAUUUAGUAUUCCCUACACCAAUAUCGACAGGGUGGCUAACAUCAUCAGGAAUAGAUUUCUCAUCUAGUUUUAAUUUUGGACCCACUUCCAUACAAUUCCCUAAAAAUCCAAUAUCAUCAAGAGUUCCUGACUUAUCUGAAGUAGAUACAGUAAGUGAUAAUUCGUAUUCAUAUGAAACCGAACCGUCUUCGUCGGAACGGGUACCUGAUGUAAGUUCAGAAAGACCUAUCACAAACAACAGAGUAUCUACUCCCAAGGAUAGCAUAAUAAACACGGAGUCAUCUACGCCUCUCCAGGAUUCUAGCCCAGAAGAAAAUAUUAGUGAUUCUCUACCUAACGAAUCUAGUCAAGAAGAAACUUCUACCGAAAAAACAAGGGGACCACAAGGAUUCAAGAAUAGACCAAGAAAACCGUACCCACUGCGACAUGACGAUAAAAAAUCGACACCUACAAAGUAUAGAAUACCAAGCAAACCUACAUCUAUCAUAAGACCAACAAGAACUCUUAGUCGACCAGAAAUCUUGUAUCCCACAAGACACACUUCUAUAAGAAAAAUAGUAAGACCCAUUCCAACAAAAACAACAACUAUUUCUUCAAGUAUAAUAGAAAGCUCUGAAUCUUCAAUUGACGAUGAAUUCAUACAUCCGACGGAGGUAAUGAAAGACACCUUAAGCUCUUCCUCCAGAAUAGAUAAAAACGAUUUCUCAAGCGUGUCAUUGCAAUCGCAGUCAAGUGUAGCUACUCCCAUCUUAAGUGACAGCAUACUUAAUGUGAGACCAACUCAUCAUUCUGGAAAUGAAGUUAAAAUUUCAGAUGAAGCCAUACCGACAAAAACUGAAUUUAAGACUACUGUGAUCACUCUCACAAAAACUUUAUCAGAACCACCAAAAACGGUAUCAAGUAUUGGUUACGUUAAUUUAACUCAUACUUUGACUGUGACGCACACGAAAACAAGUCUUGUCAGUUUGUCUGAAGGUGCUGUCACUCAGACUUUGGUUCUGACAAAUACUCACACAUCCACACUAGUCGAUAUUAUAACGAAAGUGCAAACUCAAGUGCAACCAACAACUAUUAUCGAAACUGUAACCAAACAUAUCCCUAUACCGGUAGAGCCUACGCCUGUUCAAGAAGUGAAUCCAAAUACCAACGUUCCUCUCGACGAUAUAUCUAUGUCAUCAGAAGAGAAUGAAAAUUUGAUUAUUAAAGACAAGGAUACAAAACCGGUUCAAAAGAUAGAAACUGAAGGUGAAGGUGAUAAUGACACAUUCUUCGUAGUGAUGAAUAAGUCACAAAAUGGCGGUCCAGCACCUCCUGUUACAGGAGAUAUAGAAACGGGUGAUUAUGAUGGAGUGACACGAAAUGAACAAGUAAACAGUAAUGGAGUAUCCCAAGUGUUAUUCGGGGAAAUACUUUUGGCUGGCACUCCUUAUUUGGAGACUACAAAUGUAGUUAAUCCAGGAGUCACAUAUGGUAAGGAAUGUCAACCAGACUGUAAGGCGUCCAGAAACGAGAGGUGUCAAAGGAUAGAUGGUCUGAUGAAAUGUGUCUGUAGACCUGGUUUUGCAAGAAUGUUCCCAGAUCGACCAUGCAAACCUACUUACACUUACUCUGUGAAGCUAGCCCUCGGUUCUCAAGGCAAGGAGCGUCUGCACUUCCACCAGAACCUUUCAGAUAACUCCAGCAAGGAGUACCAUACCUUGGCAAUAGCCACCCAUGAAGGCAUCAACAGGAUGGUCAUGCAGUCUGACCUUCGGGAUGUGUUCCAUGGCGUCCACAUCACUGGCUUCUCCCCGGUUCAGAUGAAGGACGAGAACGGUGAUGAUUACCAGGGUGUUAUGAAUGACUUCUAUGUUCAGCUCUCCGACAACGCCCAUGAAAGCAGGCUGAAGGAGGUGAUCGAGAAGUAUCUGAGGAACAACAACUACAGUCUUGGAGGAACGGAGGUCCACGCUGCGGGCGAGCUGGUCGAUAGAUUGGAUGUUAGCGAUUUCGACGAAUGCACCAGCGGCCAGUUCCACGACUGUUCCGAGCAUGCGCAAUGCUUCAACCUCCGUGGCACUUACACCUGCAGCUGCCUCGAAGGUUUUGCUGAUCUCAGCGUCAACACCUUGUACCCUGGCAGGAUUUGUUCUGCUGAACCUGUGGGCUGCGAACGCUGCAACUACCACGGUGCCUGCUACUCUCGUGACGACAGACGUGUCCUGUGCGAGUGCUUCCAGUGGUAUGCUGGAGGCAGCUGCCAGAUCAACCUUAAAGUGGUCCUCAUCUCCUUAGUGGUGGCCGGCGCUGUUCUAUCCGUGAUCCUGGCCAUCUGUGCAGUCGUGGCGUGCUCCAAGAAACCUCGACCUGAACCCAGGUCCAUAGUCGCGUGUAUACAGAGCAUGCCCAGCUUGCACCAGGGUGCGAUGCCGUCCAAACAGCGUGCUGACAGGCGAGCUCUCAUCAGCGAGCGAGGGGAGUCGGGUGACACCAAUAGUAUGCAAAAUGCGUCUCUGCCAUAUAUGCCUGCUAAGAAGCAUUCUUCCAAUAAGAAGGGGGUGAUGUCGGACCCCCCCGCGCACGACCCCCCGCCGCCCCCCGCGCCCGCUGUCAUGAUCCCCCGCGCGCGGCUACAUGCACAUCAUGACAGCCGUGAAAACAUAGCGAGAAAGAGAAGCCUGGAGCUUAGUAGCGAGGCCAAACUGAUCAGCUACUUGGAGUCAGGGACUGUGAUACCCAACGAUGAGAUGAGGAGGAAACACAGCAUGGAAUCGUCAUACAGCGCCAAUAAGGACAGGCAUAACAAGCAAGGGGCCCUUGUCUCAGCUGGAUUCAAGGUCUCCACCACCAUACGACCUGAUGAAAACGCGAUGAAGGACCAGAGAGAUGACCUGUCCUCCGUACACAAGGCUGAUUUAGAAGCAGAGCUCUCCAGAUAUGACACCAUGCGGAAGUCUUAUAGUCAAGAAGAUCUAUCGGAAUGGACGGAUGCUGAGAGGCGCAUCGGUGAAUUGACCCUAUCGGAAGCCCGGUCGGUAGGGGGGACUCUCCCGGCCAGCACGGGAAGAGCAGCCUCCUCUACUCGUCUCACUCAUCAGGAAGCGAACACGAUGGCCGAGCGGGACCUGGGCUCCACCUUCCUUCUACCCCACGUGCACCUCUACAAACCGGACCUUACCAGUGACGUGUCAGAGUUCGACUCGCUGUGAGACAAGCAAAUUUCAGUCAUAAUUGUAUUAUACAAUAAGAUACACUUUAGCUAACAAAUACUUUCAAUAUCUAAAGUGGUGCUAACAUUUACCACCAAAGUGAAGACUAACUUAUUUAUUUCUAUUUAUUUUUUACUUUAAACUCGUUAUUAUUAAUUAUUUUCUUAAAUUAAGUACUGAAAGGCAUAAAAGACUUUGGUAUUAAAUAAACUUACGAAAAGUUUAGCCCUGUAUGGUCUUUAUAAAUAAAGUGUCAUUUGAAAUUUUAAAACUAGGAAAUAAUCGAAUGAUUGAAUGAAAAUAUCUUAUUAUCUUUGAGAAAAAACGAAACCUAAAAGAAAUAAUGUGGUUAGGAUGUUUAAAAGGAUAAAAGGAAAAUUAUUUACAAUUUAUAUUUACAAAUUUUCAUCCCUAUAAGGAAUCCCUUCCAGUCACAAUCAACUUUUUUCACUAUAAAUUUGACAAUCAUAAUCUUAAAAACCACGCUCUCUAUGCCUUUAGUCAGUUUUUAAGAUUUAUUAAAAUCUAUCAGAAAACGAAAUUUAAAUGCCAUAGUAAAUGUAAGCUAAGAAUUAGUUUGUAAGUUUAGUGAAAAUAAUUUGAAUGAGAAAUCACUGUAAAUACUCAUUACUUUGAUAAAUUAUUUAUUCAUGAUUAUGAUUUCUCGUUUGAAAAGUUUUCGUUUUUGAUACAUUUUUAUACUGCACAACGAAAAAGUGCCAAUUAUUGUGUUAUUUCUGUACUGUGAAUUGCACCAUUAGCUUUAUUUGUUUACAGAUUACGGCAAAAUUUAUCUUUAGUGGUAAAACCAAUGGUGACUAUUAAAAUUUUUUAUUGUUGCAAAUUUUACUCAUUGGGAGCAUGAUGUUAAAAGAAUA